This is a messenger RNA of Syngnathus typhle (broad-nosed pipefish), 1522 nucleotides long. Its product is annotated as collagen alpha-1(I) chain-like. The transcript has 3 exons. Lineage: Eukaryota; Metazoa; Chordata; Actinopteri; Syngnathiformes; Syngnathidae. The record is from RefSeq and is a predicted model, not a curated record. The coding region runs from base 164 to 787 and encodes 207 amino acids.
ACCAUAAAGGCUACACCUUAAAGGGGCCCGGACAAAUGAUUUAAAACCUCUGCUGAACGCAUUGAGGCGAUAGAAGGUUCACGAGAGUAGGACCAAUACCAACGCAAGAGCCGAAAGGGUCUCCAAGAGCCAACUUGACUAAGCGUGGACAUCAUAAGCCAUAAUGAUCAUCCUCAAGGUGUUCAUUGUUGCCCUCCUGUUUGGAGCCAGCUGUCUGGGUGCACAGGUAAAGAGACAAGAUGACAGUUCUGCGCAAUCAAGAGAAGGCGGAGGACCGCCUGGGCCACCAGGACCACCUGGUCCUCCAGGACCAAAUGGUGCAACAGGACCAAGAGGACCAAGAGGACUAAGAGGACAAGGAGGACAAAGAGGACCAACAGGACCAACAGGACCAACAGGACCAAUAGGACCAAAUGGCACAACAGGACCACCUGGAGCAAAUGGUGACCCAGGACCAGAAGGCCCACAAGGACCACCUGGAGCAGAUGGCACACCCGGACGACCUGGAGCAAAUGGCAGACCAGGACCAAGAGGUAAUCCAGGUACAGAUGGACCAACUGGAGCUCCUGGACCAAAAGGACCACUUGGACCACCAGGACCACCUAGUCCACCAGGACCACCUGGACCCCCAGGACCACCUGGUUCACCAGUAUUUUGUCCGAAUUUUCCUCAGGCACCAUGGCUACCUUGGCCACCAAGACCAUAUCCAUAUGGCCCAGGUCAAAAUUUGCCAUGUGGCCCACCUGGGCCACCAAUUUGGCCACCUGGGCAAAAUUAUGUUCAUUAAUUUUAUAGCCCAGGGGUCACACCGACCACCUGGUACUGCAGAGGAAAAUUAUUCACCUGGACCCCCACCUUUUCAGGCUGGGCCACCAUUUGGACCACAUUCUAUUUCAUAUCCCAAUUAGCCACCCAGACCAAUAAUACCAGACACCAGUACAGCCACCUAUUUUCCUGGAUGAAAACCACCUGGACACCAAAUUACCAACCUACCCCACCACCUGGACCACCUUCAGGACACCCCCUGCCAUUACGGGUUACUCCAGCUAAAAACAACUCACCUGGAAUAGCACCCUGCCAACAUAGAUCACUACCUGGAUCAUCUGUUACUCUGGAUGAAAACAAUCAACCUGAAAUUUGACCUCGCAAACCUGAACCAUUGCCUAGACCUCCACCAAGACCUGCCUGGCGAACACCAAUUACUCCAGAUGAAAACAGCCCACCUAGACCACCACCUUGUCCACUCGCACAACCUGUUACUGCUUAUGAACACAACGCAUCUGGACCACUACUCGGACCUCCAUCCAGUCCACCACUUGGGCUUCCUGAAGAUGUAACCCAAGACCAUAGAAACCAACUUGUUUUUCUUCCAAAAGAAAACUUGUUUGCAUUUUCUGUUUAUCAAGGAUUCAGUCCUAAUCAUAAAAAUCUUAAAAAAUGUGUCCAUCAAUCUCUAAAUGCAAGAUUUCCAUCCUCGCUACCCGCAUUCAAUUAUAACAAUAAAAAUGAUUCUCUUUCUGAA